AUGUCGCCCACUCCGGCCCACCUGACGUGCUGGAUCCUGUCUUUCUUUAUCCUCGCUACGGGCGCCAGGGCGCAGUCGCAAUGCCAGACAGAUGACUGCUACAAUGCUUUAUUCCCAUGCGAAAACUCCCAGGCCGUGGCAGAAGCCCUCGGUUUCUGCUCGACCGUGGGAUACUAUGGCGUAACCAAUUUCCCGCCGAGGGCAACAGACGCAUGUGGCACUGCCGACAAAAGGCCAUACAGCUCCGCUUGUGCUUGUCCCCCGUCUUGUGCCUCCGUAACUUCCUCGGUUGUAACUACGAUGCUUUCGGCCGGGUCUUCGACCGUACCAACGACGCUCACUACAUCCGUUGUUAUUACAGACACCGAUAGCUCGUUGUCUUCCAUGUCUGCCACUGGGACACUCCCUUCAGACUCAUCGGCAACCACACUCACUGGCAGUAGCUCCACGGAUGAUACAGGGUCAGGAACAUCUUCACCAGCAUCGCUUGUGACCACACCUACUGGCACUCUGGCCUCCGUCCGACCCACAGACGCACUCACUGGCCCAUCUUUUUCAGCUUCGCUUUCCGCCACGUUUGGCGACACGAGCUCUGCUGCUUCUAACGGUGCAGGUUCUGACACAUCUGCUCCUACAACGUCUCUUUCAGGCUCGCUCUCGAGCACACUGUCUGUCCUAAGCUCUGUUCCAUCACAAGGUCCAGAUACUGGUACGUCUCCUGCUGGCUCACCUACAGACACGACUCCUGGCGAAAGCUUUACGGCAUCAACUGGUCCAGGCUCGGAUACAUCCUCGUUAGCUUCACUCACAGACGCCCUCUCUGGCACAGCCUCUGCUUCAUCGGUAGAUACCGCUACGAACGUAUCUCCUACAGGUUCACUCACCACCACAAGGGGCAUAAUAUCUACCGACUCUAGCAGUGGAAGCUUGAUCGCAUUUCCCCCCACUUCUAUCACAGAUAACCUCUCUGCCACGGUCUCUGCUUCAUCAGUGGAUACAGCUUCAGGGACAUCUUCUGCAGGUCCGCUAACAGACACGCUUUCCGGAACAAGCCCUACCGAAUCAGCCGGUCCCGUCACAGGAACUCCCUCAAGCCCUUCGCUAUCCCCCCUCACCUCCAGCAUUCCAGCACCUACCGGCACGGCUUCACAGCCCGCAGGACCGGAUUCCAGCUCACCAGGCACCACACCCACCGGCCCGUCGUCUUCCCCAACUUUCUAUUCUGCCACGUCCCGUCCUACGGACGACGCAUCAGCAGCCCAGACUACAGAUGGAGUGAGCCCCUCGACAUUGUCUGCUUUCAACACAUCCGGUCUCUCCUCUGCGCUCUCUGCACUACCCGCUGUAUCCUCCGGCAUGUCGCUUUCCACGGGGGUUUCUGGGAUUCCAUCCGACUCUGGCGUGCCCCUGUGGACCAACAUGUCGUCAUACCCCUCGACAUUCGCGACGUUCACCUCGUCGGACCUGUCCAGCUUGGCGUCGUCGUUGACGCUGACAGGAUCUUCUGACCUGUCCUCCGUGCUGGGUUCCACGUCUUCUGGCUUGUUCCUGACUCUGACCGACUCGGUCAGCCCUACCGCUACCGAGGCAUCCUCCUCUGUGACUGGCACCAUUGACAUCUCCUUGUCGGGUGUCAUUGGGCCAUCCGUGACCAGUGCUGUGGACACUCCCCUGCCAGGAGCUACCGAGUCCGGUACGACGCUGAUCGAGCCCUCUGAGUUCUGGCCCUCUGUAACGAGCGCCGUGGACACCCCUAUCCCCGGCUCAAUGGGAUCCUCCAUCCCGGGCGAAACUGGAACAUCCAUAUCCGAGCCAUCAGUCUACUUCCCCAACUCAACGGCUAUCUCAACCCCAACGAUAGGCCUGCCCUCUCCUUCGGCCUCGACGUCUAUCUCAACCCCAACGGUAGGCCUGCCCUCUCCUUCGGCCUCGACGUCUAUCUCAACCCCAACGGUAGGCCUGCCCUCUCCUUCGGCCUCGACGUCUAUCUCGACCCCAACGGUAGGCCUGCCCUCUCCCUCGGCCCCGUCAGCAUCGGCGCCCACCGACACCGACACCGUCCCCAUCAUCUCCGGGACCACGCCGCCCAGCAGCGCCCCCACCUCCGGCAGCGGCGCCUGCAACCCAACCCCCUACGACACCGGUCUAAUCGAAAACGGCGACUUCGAGCUCGGGCUCUCCCCCUGGUCAAUCGACCUCGUCGACAUCUUCAGCACAUCCUACAACCUAACCACCCCGGGGGUCAACAACUCCUGCCGCGCCUUCACGACGACCAUGUCGCACAACCCCGAGACGCCCAACCUGCAGACCAACAUCCGGCUGAUCGCGGACCUGGUGUCUCACAUGCCAUUUACUAAAUGGACGGUGUCUUUGAGCAUUCGCUUCGCGGCGAGCAAUGCCGCUUAUGUGACUGUGUUUCUGAAUGAUGCCAGUUUCACUACUAUUGAUUCCGAGGAUUAUGGUUUUGGUGGUGAGGAUGGGGGAUGGAAUGUGGUUAGUUUUCCUUAUACGGCGCAGGAUAAGUUGUUGAGGCUUAUCCUGGCAGUUAAUUUGGAUACGGCGGUGUAUAAUGUUGUGGAGAUUGAUCGGGUUUCUAUCGUUCCGUUCGUGGAGGGGGAGCCGAUGAUUACGAGGCGGGCUUGA
This is a messenger RNA of Anthostomella pinea, 2643 nucleotides long. The record is from the annotation of a GenBank genome assembly. Lineage: Eukaryota; Fungi; Ascomycota; Sordariomycetes; Xylariales; Xylariaceae.